Messenger RNA from Vollenhovia emeryi, 2125 nucleotides. RefSeq lists its product as uncharacterized. The record is from RefSeq and is a predicted model, not a curated record. Bases 278 to 715 code for a protein of 145 amino acids. The transcript is spliced from 2 exons. Lineage: Eukaryota; Metazoa; Arthropoda; Insecta; Hymenoptera; Formicidae.
CAUUGUAUCUAAUCUCUGCUGCAACGCGACGAGCAAAUACUAUAUUCCAGAAGGGGGUACUUUCGGCGCGUAUCGACAAAUGGGCUAUUAAUACCGUUCGUUCGGUUAGUGCUAUCCGGAGUCUCGUCGCUCGACAAUAAACCGUCGCCUUUUCACGAAAAUAUCCUGAAGGAUCGCGUGAAAACGAUCGAGUGAAAAACACCUAUCGUACGUUCUACAUUCUCUCCCUCUCUUUUCCUCAUUUUUUCCCCUCGACAGUCGGAACCUCUAUUUGUUAAUGGUUGGUAUUCUCUUCACGCGGCGCAUCAUCCCCGGCGAAGGAAAUCAAGGAUUGAGAGGAGACAUGCGGUUCCGAUCGCCGACGGCGGUUCUGCUCCUCUGCGCCGUUUCGCUCGCGACGGCGCAAGGAGUCAACGAGUGUCAACAAGGUGCCGACGACGAGCUGAUCUGGGAGUAUGACGUCAGGAGGCCGCACCGAACCGGUAGUUAUCAAGAGGUAGAGGCGGAUUACGGGCCGACGGGCGCGAGAAUCACGUGCAUAGGUUUCAACUCACUGUCCGAUGAAGAUAACGGCGCGGCAUGGGUCACCGCCGGCGGAAUCGAUCACAACUUCGUCAAACUCAAGUUCAGGUCCAAGUAUUCGCGAGGACUCCAUUACAGAGUCCACGUUUACGGACGGCCCACUCUGAGAAGAGGUUCACAGUGGCUUCUUUGACGGCUAUCCUUUAUAAAUCCUUUGCGCCUUACGGUAGUACCCAAUUCCCCGGGUUCGAAUGUGUAAUCGUAUCAAUCCUUUCUGAGUUGUCAAUCUUUUUUUCUUUAACAUUGUUGGAUCUAUCGAAUGUAGCAGUGUGGUAAAGCCACGUGUAUGUUUCAAUAGAAAAAUUACAACGCGCAUUUUCGCAUUUAUCGAUACUCAAAUCCACCCACUUAAAUGUAUUUACAACCAGCGUUGUCUCGUCGGCUCUCGUCCGGGACAGCGUGUUGCACGAAUUUUCGACGCUAACGUCUGCGUAAUAAAUCUGUAGAUAGAGAUUUACCACCGUUGUAAUUCAGGACGUUAACCCGUCGCGUGUCCCAAUAACACUGAUAGAAAUGGAACCACCUCGUGACAGGAAAUAGAGCCCUCUCCGAUAGUAAAUCUAUCUCUCUCCACUUUAUGUUUUACUUCUGACAAAGUAAUAAAAAUAUAAACUCAAGCAAUUAGGAGUAAGUUUUUCUAAUUUACUGCAAAAUUCGUUCUCUGCUCCUCGUAAUUUAGCCUCGCGCACGUGAUGGCGUAAUUAAUCUUUCUACGCGUAAAACACCCCCCAAAGAGAUUGUAAAAAGGACCCUCGAUUUCCAAAGAAACAAAAUUAAUUUUCAUGGUUCGUAGUCAAGAGACAACGGUAGGAGUUAACAUCAUUUCGCAAGUUGAAAACUCAGUUUUGCGAGGAACCGACAGGAGAGGGGGAGGAGGGUUAUCGUUCCCGAAUGCGCGGUACCAUGUAACCUAUAUAUCCCUUGUGGGUCAAAUUCCGAAAACAAGCUGACGUGACCACAGCGAUAAGCAGAACCCGCGUCGGGUUCCACAUGGAAAGGCGCGGGGACGAUUCUCCAGAUUGGAAAAGCCUAAUACCCCUCCCGGAGCGGGGUGUACCAUCCGCGGAUUGCCUCCAUCGACAAGUACGAAAGAAAUAUUUUCCCUGCGUGCAGGAAAUAAUUACGUAGUCGAACAUGCGAAACGAUAUCCGCCGUUCCUUUGGGCAAUUACACGAAAAGAAAGUUUUGAUCGGCUAGUCCGGAUAGGCGGGCACGUCAAGCGGUACCCGGAAGGAUUGCCUGUUCAUCAAUUAUCGAGAUACUCGAGGACAUUUGCGAAAUCUAUUCCUUGUACCUUGGAAUUUAAUUUCUCUCGUUUUACAAACGAUAGCUUCAAAAUAAUUACAAGUUUACUCAAAGACAUUUUUUUAACGAGACAAAAUGAGAGAGAGGCAGAAAAGCAGGAGGAAAACAACGUGUAAUUCUGCAAAGUUUCAAUUUAUGUUAAUUAUUGUAUAAGUUAUUAAUUGUGUAUCUUCUAUGAGUAAAAAUUAUCAUAUUCUACAUGUGUUACUAUCAAAUAUACAUAUAUUAAAUAUAUAAA